Molecule: messenger RNA, 3795 nt
Organism: Peromyscus maniculatus bairdii (prairie deer mouse)
Lineage: Eukaryota; Metazoa; Chordata; Mammalia; Rodentia; Cricetidae
Source: RefSeq, a predicted model, not a curated record
GAGGCUUGGUUUUGGAAACCAGAGGAUUGGACACGCUGGGGAAGUAAUGUCCCAUUUCCAUAAAGUUAUUAUUUUUUUCUUGCAGCAGAGAUGUCAGCUUAUUUAUAGGAACCACCCAAAGCCAGAGUCAUGGUGGAUGUAGGCAAGUGGCCAAUCUUCACUCUGCUCUCACCCCAGGAAACGGCAUCGAUCAGGAAAGCAUGUGUCUUUGGUACCUCUGCCAAUGAGGCCAUCUAUGUCACUGACAAUGAUGAGGUCUUCGUGUUUGGACUGAACUAUAGUAACUGUCUAGGAACUGGAGAUAACCAGAGCACUCUAGUGCCCAAGAAACUAGAAGCCUUGUGUGGAAAAAAGAUCAAAAGUCUUAGUUAUGGGAGUGGCCCCCAUGUCCUCCUCAGCACUGAAGAUGGAGUUGUCUAUGCCUGGGGCCAUAAUGGAUACAGCCAGCUGGGGAAUGGGACCACCAACCAAGGAAUUGCUCCUGUCCAAGUCUGUACGAAUCUCCUGAUCAAGCAGGUGGUUGAGGUAGCCUGUGGUUCACAUCAUUCAAUGGCUUUAGCAGCUGACGGAGAGUUGUUUGCGUGGGGCUAUAACAACUGUGGUCAGGUGGGGUCAGGAUCUACAGCGAAUCAGCCAACUCCUCGGAAAGUCACCAACUGUUUACACACGAAGAGAGUGGUCACCAUUGCCUGUGGUCAGACCUCCUCCAUGGCUGUUCUGGACAGUGGUGAGGUGUAUGGCUGGGGCUAUAAUGGCAAUGGACAGCUGGGCUUGGGAAACAAUGGCAACCAGUUGACCCCAGUGAGAGUGGCAGCGCUGCACGGCGUGUGUGUGAACCAGAUUGUCUGCGGCUAUGCACACACUCUCGCACUAACAGAUGAGGGCUUGCUCUAUGCCUGGGGAGCUAACACAUACGGGCAGCUGGGCACUGGCAGCAAAAACAACCUGCUAAGCCCCACACACAUCAUGGUGGAAAAAGAAAGGGUUGUAGAGAUCGCAGCCUGUCACUCCAGCCACACGUCUGCCGCCAAGACCCAGGGCGGGCACGUGUACAUGUGGGGCCAGUGCCGCGGCCAGUCGGUGGUCCUUCCCCACCUCACCCACUUCUCCUGCACCGACGACGUCUUUGCCUGCUUUGCCACGCCUGCCGUCUGCUGGCGCCUCCUGUCUGUGGAGCAUGAAGACUUUCUAACAGUUGCAGACUCACUGAAGAAAGAAUUUGACAGUCCAGAAACUGCUGAUCUGAAGUUUCGAAUUGAUGGGAAAUACAUUCAUGUCCAUAAAGCUGUUUUGAAAAUCAGGUGUGAGCACUUCCGAUCCAUGUUCCAGUCCUAUUGGAAUGAGGACAUGAAGGAGGUGAUAGAGAUAGACCAGUUUUCUUACCCUGUGUACCGUGCCUUUCUCCAGUACCUCUACACAGACACAGUGGAUCUGCCACCCGAGGACGCCAUAGGUCUUCUGGACUUGGCGACAUCGUACUGUGAAAACAGACUCAAGAGGCUUUGUCAGCACAUCAUCAAGCGGGGCAUUACCGUGGAGAACGCUUUUUCGUUAUUCUCUGCUGCGGUCAGAUACGAUGCAGAGGAUUUAGAAGAAUUCUGCUUUAAGUUUUGCAUCAAUCAUUUGACAGAAGUUACACAGACUGCGGCGUUUUGGCAAAUGGAUGGCCCCCUGCUAAAGGAGUUCAUUGCUAAAGCCAGUAAAUGUGGAGCCUUUAAGAACUGAAGCCUGAGGCUGCUGGGCUGGGUGUGAGUGCUUUGGGGCACUGUGGGUGAUGGGAUUCUGCAGGUAAAACCCCACCAGGUUGCCUUUGUCACAUCAGAGACAGUGCUCUCUAGGAAUAUAUGAAGGAUGUUUGCUUUUUAUGAGCCUGUUUUUCACAACUCUUGUUUCUAGAUAUGUAUACUUUAAAUGUGAUUUUCUUACAUUGGGCUGAACGCUGUGAAAGGAUGAAAGCUUAGUUGCUUUUGAUUUUUUAAUUUUGAUGAGAGGAUCUUUUGAACUUGGAUUAAGGAAGUCAAUGAGAUGUCCCUGGGCCUUUGACAACAAGCCUUUUCCCAUUGCCUGUGAAGGAGAAGCCCUGCCCGGUGCUCCCUGAGAGCUGCUCACUGUCACCACCUUCCUGUGGGGCACCAGCCCUGUGGGAGGCUAAGAAAUAUUGUCGAAUAUGCACUAAACCCACUUCAACAGUCCAGAACUGUUUAGGUUUGCUGAGGUUCUCUUAAGAUGUGGGCCUAGGGCUGGAAAGAUGGCUCAGCAGGUAAAGGCUCUUAUCACUAAGCCUGAUGACUUAAGUUCAGUCCCUGGAACCCACGUGGUGGAGACAGCAGAUGUUACAAGUUGUCCUCUAACCACUAUACAUGUUCCAUGACCACACACGUGCACACCAUUUUUAAAGAAGUGUAAUAAAAACUGAAAGCUUUAGAUAUCUCAAGAGUCAGGACUAGAACUACCUGUGAGAUGCUCACGGUAGAAGAAGCUCUGUUCUAUAAAGGAGACUGGUUUAGAAGUUACAGUCGCCACUAAUUCUGGGCUUCGCCUAACCCGUUCCCAGCACUGUUUCAUUAGGGUCGCAUUGGAGACUGCAGUGUACACUACCCCAACCUCUCCCUGUAAGUACUCACAGUGGCAAACUCUCCAUACAUACCUGCCCCUUUGUGACUCGAUUGUUAAAACCACCCUUCUUUCAGGCCUCGAUAGAAUGUUCCCUUUCGGGGGAGGUCUGGGCCAAAUUCCAUCACAAAUUUAUUUGAAGCUUCACCUUCCAGUUUGGUUUUUCUUUAGUUGUGUUAGGAAUACUUGUUGGCUUACUUUAGCCUUGAAAUAGGGUUCCCCAAGUCAUAGUUUGUCUUUAGAUCUGGCUGUGAAUGUUACUGGGUAUAGGGUUGUUGGUGUCCCAGCUUCACCCAUUGAGCUUGCUUUCAGAAUAAGGCAUUGUCUGCUCCAUGAACUCCUUUACAUGUGUGUGUGUUCCCGUAGUGUGUUCUGUUUCCCGCUUAACUAAGACCUUUGGACUUAGCCUGAGUUCAGAGCCACGUUAACAAGGCUGCAGGCACUGUUGCAGCCGUGCUUCAAAGUGUGUGUGUCAGGGUAGAGUGGUGAGUGAGGCACCAACGAUAGGAGUUGUUGACAGGCAAAAUAAAUCAAACCCAGAACUCCAAGCUCCUUUUCUUGAUCGUGUCACAGUGAUUGUUGCCUGGUGUAUGGUAAGUUAGAACUGGCUCUUCAGUGACAGUUCUUCCUCCUAGGACGAUGAGUUGCACAUUAAUUUGACUUGUUGUAAUAGGACAUCUGUAUAACCACAGUGCAGUAGACUUAGGGUCUCAAGGUGGCAACUUUAGUGUGUUUAAGUGUGUUUACUAUUGCUCUUACUUGAAAACCUCUCCGCACAAAAAAGCACAAAUUACAGCUGUAGAUGCAUAUCCAUAGAUAGUCCACCAGACAAAAGCAUACUGAGUCCUGAUACAACUGAAGACACACUUCUCGGUUUCCUGGGUAGCUUGAGUGAGUGUGAGACAGUGAAAGAACAAGUCCUUUCAAGAUGUUUGAGUGUUUUUUUUUUAAUACAAUCUUUUUAUUUUUCUAUUUGGUUUUGUUUUUAAUCAUAGGAAACAAAAACUAUUCUUGAAAUUAAUGUUUUCUUCUGAUGUAAUAAUGGAAGCCAGAGAAGUCACAUUUCUUAAAAUAUCUAAACUGUAUCCUUGAACUUACUGGAACAAUGUUUGAUACUCGAGUGUUUAGGAUGCAUUUAUGUAAUUUCUUGAAUGACAUAUUAAUAAACAAUCUCUUAAGGUA